AAGCACCUUAAUUGAUGUCGACCAAACUAAGCAUUAUUCUUGGCCUCAUUUUCUUCAUCAUCACACCAUUUUCUGGUGACUGUAGAAUCCUUUCCGAGAAACAUGACCAUGAUUCUUCAUCCUUUUACGGCUUUAGUUUCCAAGAUUCGAUGCGUUCUAGUUCUGUUUCUUCUUACACAAGCAAUGAUUGCGGUUUCUCCUUCACAGGACAUGAUCCUGCCAAGGAUCAUACCGGAGAAUCGGUGAAGUUUCAACUAAAGCGCCGGGAUAUUAAACAAGAAACCAAGAGAACAACACAAUCAGUUGUCGAUCUCAAAAUCCAAGACCUCACAAGAAUGCAGACGCUUCACACACGGGCUAAGAAAACACAGAGCCAGAAAAACGAGAUCUUUAAGAAGAAGAUUACCUCAGUUCUUUCUCCGGUGAGAGCUCCAGAAGCUUCACCGGGGAACCUGGUGGCGACACUCGAGUCUGGUAUGACGCUCGGUUCUGGUGAAUACUUCAUGGACGUGCUUGUGGGAACACCACCAAAACAGUUCUCAUUGAUUCUUGACACAGGGAGUGAUUUAAACUGGCUCCAAUGCCUUCCUUGCUACGACUGCUUCCACCAACACGGCGCCUUUUAUGACCCGAAAGCGUCUGUUUCAUUCAAGAACAUAUCAUGCAAUGACCCUAGAUGCAGCCUCAUCUCAUCACCAGAUCCUCCAGUACAGUGCAAGUCGGAUAACCAAUCAUGCCCUUAUUUCUACUGGUAUGGAGACAGAUCAAACACCACAGGAGAUUUCGCGGUUGAGACAUUCACCGUUAGUCUCACGAACUCCGAGGGAGGAAGCUCAGAGUACAAGGUGGAAAAUAUGAUGUUUGGUUGUGGCCAUUGGAACCGAGGUCUGUUCAGUGGUGCUUCAGGUCUGCUUGGGUUAGGAAGAGGACCUCUUUCGUUUUCUUCUCAGCUUCAAUCUCUCUAUGGUCAUUCCUUUUCUUAUUGCCUUGUCGAUAGAAACAGCGACACCAAUGUAAGCAGCAAGCUGAUCUUUGGAGAAGACAUUGACUUGCUGAACCACCCAAAUUUGAAUUUCACAUCUUUUGUGAACCACACAAAUGCUGUGGAGACAUUUUACUAUGUACAGAUCAAAUCCAUUCUAGUGAACGGCGAAGCACUGGACAUACCUGAAGAAACAUGGAAUAUCUCUUCAGAUGGUGCUGGUGGAACCAUCAUUGAUUCAGGUACAACCUUAAGCUACUUCACGGAACCAGCGUAUGAGAUCAUCAAGAACAAGUUUGCAGAGAAAGGGAAAGACAAGUACCCGGUGUUUAGAGAUUUCCCGGUGCUAGAUCCUUGCUUCAACGUGUCUGGCGUGGAGGAGAACAACAUUCAGCUGCCUGAGCUCGGGGUUGCUUUUGCAGACGGCGCAGUGUGGAAUUUCCCAGCCGAGAAUACAUUCAUUUGGUUAAGUGAGGAUUUGGUUUGCUUGGCAAUCCUAGGAACUCCUUCAUUCUCGAUCAUAGGGAAUUACCAGCAACAGAAUUUCCAUAUACUAUAUGAUACAAAGAGGUCUAGGCUAGGAUUUGCACCCACAAAAUGUGCCUGAUUUAUAACCUCUUAUAGAUUAUACACAUAAAGUAACUGUACACAAGGUAACACUUGAAGAUCCUAAUCAAAUAACACAUAGAACCGAGACUUCAAAAGAAAAGAUUUAUACAAGCUUUGUUCAUUACUGGAUAUCUUU
Eutrema salsugineum is the source of this 1727-nucleotide messenger RNA. Its product is annotated as aspartic proteinase CDR1. NCBI's taxonomy places the organism in Eukaryota, Viridiplantae, Streptophyta, Magnoliopsida, Brassicales, Brassicaceae. The transcript has a single exon. The record is from RefSeq and is a predicted model, not a curated record. Gene Ontology annotation, biological process: proteolysis. Bases 15 to 1589 code for a protein of 524 amino acids. Gene Ontology annotation, molecular function: aspartic-type endopeptidase activity.